Molecule: messenger RNA, 744 nt
Organism: Octopus bimaculoides (California two-spot octopus)
Lineage: Eukaryota; Metazoa; Mollusca; Cephalopoda; Octopoda; Octopodidae
Source: RefSeq, a predicted model, not a curated record
AUGGAAGAAAACAGUAAAGAGUUUGAAAUGUCCUAUUUUGGUAGAGGAUAUAUGCAAGCUUCUGUAACCAUUCUACUUCCCCCAUCGACGGGAGAUAGCAUAAUCUCGUUUGCUCAAUUGGAAGCAAGUUUCGAAGGGAACAGAGUAACAACAGAAAAGAAUUAUAACAUUAUGUUAAGCAACUUACUACCACUUAUGAGCAACGAAAUUAGAGACUUAUUAACAGACCCUGUUAGGCCAGGUUCAUAUUCUUCUGUGAAAGAAGAAAUACUAAACAAAACUUCCAGCUCCAAACAGAAACGAUUCGCGAAAUUAUUUAAUAAUGAACAAUUAGAUGAUGCGAAACCUUCUCAACUUCUUAGAAGAAUGAGAGAACUUCUUGGUAGUCAGCUAAUAGAAGAGCCAUUUCUUAAAGUAAUAUUCUUUAAUAAGCUACUAAACAAUAUGCAAACUCUACUUCCUACAGUUAAAGAACAAAGCUCUCUUAAACAGUUAGCAGAUUUGUCAGAUGGUAUAUUGGAUAUAUCAUCAUCAAGUGAAAAUUCAAGAGUUAGUCAAAUUGACAGGGAGACUGUUAAUGCAUUAUCCUCCAUUUCUUCUGAAUUGAAAGAUAUAAAUCGAGAUUACGAAAAACAGUUUAAAAUGCUAACAGAUAAAAUUGAAAAUCUUCAAUUUGGAAGAGACAGCAGGAGUUCUCCUGUUCGUAAUAGUGGAAGUUGGCGUGUUCGUUCAAAAAUUCGAUAG